GCAAUCAAAAGUUGUGGGCAAUGAAAGCAAGAAAACCAGUUGAAAUAUUACCUUCAAAUUUGUAUCUUCUUUACUUAUUUCUUCCACUAAUUCUGCAUGAAUUGGGAACUCCAAAUCUUACUUCAUCUUUAUAAGAAAAAGAUAAAAAUACAAUAUAAAUAGCCCCUUCCAUCAACAAAGCAAAUUUGUAUAGCAAAUAGUGGGGUGAAAGCAGAGGAAACACCAUCCUGCCUUCUCCGAUUAUUUUAUUUUUCUCUUCUUGUUUCCUUCCUUCUCUCCCUCUUUCCAUGCUCCCUCCCUCCCUGUCAUUUCAGAAAGUAAAAACAAUCUCUUAGAUUCUACUAUAUGUGCAUUUGAGUGCUCAUCACCAUCACCAUCCUUCAUUUCUUGCAGAACUGCCCCAUCUUUUUUUUAGGAAGAAUCCAAGAUCAAUCCUUUGUGUCUUCUUGCCUGAAAAAAUUUGGAGGGGAGGAAAAAUGGGUGACCCGUGGGAAUUCGCUGUACAUGCGAUAAAUGGGAGGUGGUUCUCUGUUUUUGCCUCUUUUUUAAUCAUGGCUGGAGCUGGUGCUACAUAUCUGUUUGGCACCUACUCAAAAGACAUAAAAGCCACACUUGGUUAUGACCAAACUACUCUCAAUCUCUUAGGAUUCUUUAAGGAUCUGGGUGCCAAUGUCGGGGUCUUUUCUGGGCUUCUAGCUGAAGUGACACCAACAUGGUUUGUGCUUCUGGUAGGUUCUGCCAUGAACUUUGCAGGGUACUUCAUGAUUUGGCUAGCUGUGACUCAGAAGAUAGCCAGGCCAGCUGUUUGGCAGAUGUGUUUGUAUAUUUGUAUAGGAGCCAAUUCCCAAAAUUUUGCAAACACAGGAGCUCUUGUCACUUGUGUGAAGAAUUUCCCAGAAAGUAGAGGGGUGAUGUUGGGUCUGUUGAAGGGUUUUGUUGGGUUAAGUGGAGCUAUCCUGACACAAUUUUACCUAGCCAUCUAUGGAACUGAUUCAAAGUCUCUCAUUCUUCUCAUUGGGUGGCUCCCAGCUGCUUUAUCUGUGAUUUUUGUGUAUACAGUUCGGGAAAGGAAGCCUGAGAGGCAACCUAAUGAGCUCAGGGUUUUUUACCAUUUUCUCUACGUGUCAAUUGUGCUAGCUUUGUUUCUCAUGGCUAUGAAUAUAGUUGAAAAACAGGUUGAUUUCUCCAAAGCAGCCUAUGCUGGAAGUGCCGCUGUAGUCUGUGCCAUGCUUUUUGUACCUCUCAUUAUUGCCAUUAGAGAGGAUUGGGUCCAAUGGAACCUCAAGAAUCAAGAUGGAAUGAAGCCUGCUACAGAGACAACCGUUGACAGGGCACUAGAUAUUGCACCAGAAGUGAAGUCUGAAGUCUCAAAAGAUAAAGAGGAGAAGGCUAAAGAAUCUUGUUUCGUCAGCAUAUGUCACAAGCCAGAGAGAGGUGAAGACUACACAAUCUUACAAGCACUUUUGAGCAUGGAUAUGCUAAUCUUAUUUGCUGCAACAUUUUGUGGCCUUGGUGGAAGCUUAACAGCAGUAGACAACUUGGGCCAAAUUGGUGAAUCCCUAGGAUAUCCAACUAAAACCAUCAAAUCCUUCGUUUCACUAGUGAGCAUAUGGAAUUAUUUUGGAAGGGUAUUUUCUGGAUUUGUUUCUGAAAGCUUAUUAGUGAAGUACAAGAUGCCUCGGCCCCUGAUGAUGACAUUUGUUCUCCUUUUGGCAUGCGUAGGCCACCUCCUCAUUGCCUUCCCCUUCCCGGGUUCAGUCUAUGUAGCAUCGGUGAUUAUGGGGUUCGCAUUUGGUGCACAAUUGCCAUUGCUGUUCGCUAUAAUCUCUGAGCUCUUUGGCCUAAAGUACUACUCUACAUUGUUCAAUUGUGGACAGUUAGCUAGUCCUCUUGGGUCAUAUAUACUUAAUGUGAAGAUCACUGGACACUUGUAUGAUCAUGAAGCACUGAAAGAGCUAGCAAAGAAGGGUAUGAAUAGAUCAUCAGUGAAGGAACUGAUCUGCAUGGGGGUCCAGUGUUACAGGGUACCCUUUAUAAUUUUGUCUUCUGUGACAUUGUUUGGUGCUCUUAUUUCACUGGUUUUGGUGAUGAGGACAAGGAAAUUUUACAGCAGCGAUAUAUACAAGAAGUUUAGAGAGAUUCAUGGAGUGAGCUGAGAUUGAGAACAAGCUCAAAUAAGAUUGAGAGAAGGUGAUCACAAGAAGGCCACUGUACUAGCCAAAUUGAUUGUAUUACCAUUAUUUAUCUAAUUGGGAACUUCCACGUUCGUUG
Messenger RNA from Populus trichocarpa (black cottonwood), 2271 nucleotides. Its product is annotated as protein NUCLEAR FUSION DEFECTIVE 4. The record is from RefSeq and is a predicted model, not a curated record. Lineage: Eukaryota; Viridiplantae; Streptophyta; Magnoliopsida; Malpighiales; Salicaceae. The coding region runs from base 477 to 2156 and encodes 559 amino acids. The transcript has a single exon. Gene Ontology annotation, cellular component: membrane.